CGAUGGGAGCUUAUUGGGUGAUCUACUUUGUGAUGGUUUAGAUUCCUGAUCUCGGUUCCCGAAGCUCGCCCAAUCGCUUUCUCUGGAGGAAUGCAGCUUUGUUCGGUUGGGGUGGUUUAUGGCUUGCUGUAGUCCUUUUCUGCUUCAGUUCUUCGUACUCCGGGGUAGGGCCGUAGGGGUGAUAUAUUGUUGGCUUUGGGGAGGAAUCUGGUGUUUUAUUGUGCAGAUCUUUGAAAUUUGGAUUCGAAUUGGGGGUUGGGAGUGAUUUUGUAUAAAAUUUUGUGCCUUUUUCUUUGUUCUCUCUUAUUUCCUUAUCUUUCUGAAAAAAAUGUACGCUUUUUACAGCUAGAUUCCCUCAGAGAGUACGUCAUUCUCUUGGAUCAUGGUUUAUUUUUUCAAAAAAUACUGGUCUUUAUAAAUUCGCUGUGUCAGUUUUCUUUCUUUCCGUAUCUCCGUCUUUUUGAAUCCUUGGUUAUUCCUUUUUUCCUCCUUUUUCAUUCGCUUUCUCUCGUCCUCCCCCACCCUCCCAAUCGAAUCUAGGGUUUCAUGUGUCAUUGCUUGUCUUUUUUGAGGAUGAGACUUUUAUAAAGAACCUUUUUUAUGGGUUCUAAUUACGAAAAUUUUAUCAACAAUUAAUUGUUUCUGUGCCAAUUUUGGUAAAAAGAUAAGCUAAAGUAGCAUCAUUAUUGAAGUAUAGAUUGCACAAGGAAUGGGAUUAGGGUGUCAAUUAUAGGUCUUGUAAUGCUCUGUUUAGUAAAAUUAAUCCAAAGAAGUCCUCCUUUGCUGCAGUAAUAUUAUCUCUCUUACGUUUUAAAGGCGGAAUUUCUGGCUAUAAGUAUGCCAACUUUGCAUUCUCAUCCUGCGUAAUUCUGUAGUUCCUAAUGUUAGUUUAUUUGUACUCUUGUAGCUUGAGGCUUGAGGGGGGGCUGUUUAUCUCAUACAUCUGAAAUGUUCCGGUUGACAGCCCUGGUGCUCGGAUGAGCGAGUUUCAGAAGCAGAAGGUGCAGGAUCGUCAGAAGCCCUUCCCGGGUUGUAUGGGAAGGAUGAUUAACAUGUUCGACUUGAAUGCUGGCAUGGCUGGGGCUAACCUGCUAACUGAUAAAGCUCAUAGAGAUGGUUCUCCAGUUCACAGAAACCAAUCUGAUGUUAAGAAAGCCAUGGAUUCAACUGGAGUUUAUGUAGAUGACAAACAAACUGCAUUGCAGAUAGCUAGCAAUUUGAGCAAGAGUUCUUCAAGCAAGAGACCAGGUGGAACACCUGUGAAAAUGCUAAUGGCACAGGAGAUGUCGAGAGAAACAGAGAUGAAGCGGAAGCCACCUAGUGUCGUUGCUAGAUUAAUGGGUCUUGAUGAUGAUCUGCCAGUUCAGAAACAUGUAUUAGUUGCAAACAAAGGGAACUCACAAGAUGGCUAUUCAAAUACUACCUCAACAGGAUCAUUUCGGGGUUGCCGGCAGCUGGAAGAUGACUAUUUUAACAAGCCAAUGCCACGUGAGAGUGCCCAUGGAAAGACGGAAUAUAAGGAUGUAUACGAAGUCUGGCAACAACCAUCAAGAACCAGCCGCAUCAAGGAUCAACAUCAACAGAAUGGAAGAUGUAACAAAGACCAAAAUGAGAAACGAAUUGCUCUUGUUCAUCAGAAAUUCAUGGAAGCUAAACGUCUAGCUAUAGAUGAAGAACUUCUUCAGUCCAAGGAGUUUCGAGAUGCCCUUGAGGUUCUGAGUUCAAACAAAGAUUUAUUCAUCAAAUUUCUAGAAGAACCGAAUUCCCUCUUCUCAAAGAAAAUAAGAGAGCUGUAUAUGGUUCCUCCAGCACCACAGACAAAAUGCAUUACUAUAUUAAAGCCGUCAAAAACAGUCGAGACAAAAGGUGAAAAACUGCUGAAAAGACAGCAAUAUCCAACAGUUCACAAAGGUAGAUGGGAGACAGUCAAGCCUUAUUGGAGCAAUAGCUUCACCAAUUCAAAGACCGAAAGCUUAUCUCAGCCAACAAGGAUAGUGGUCUUAAAGCCUAGCCCUGGAAAGCCCUGUGACAUGAAGAUGAAGGCAAACCCCCUUAUCACUUCUACUGAACUGCUCCAACAGAAUGAUGUUUAUGAAAGUCUUGGGGAUAAUGAAGCCGUAGGUCCAAGAGAAGUAGCCAAGGAGAUCACUUGGCAGAUGCAAGAGAGUCUGAGUUGCCACCGGAGGGAUGAAUCUUUCUUAUCUUCAGUCCACUCAAAUGGAUAUGUUGGAGAUGAGAGCUCAUUCUAUAAAUCAGAAAAUGAGUACAUGGAAGAUGAGUGUGGUAGCAUUAGUGACUCCGAGACUGUGACUCCAACUUCACGAUAUUCAUGGGAUUACACUAACAGAUUUAGCAGUCCUUACUCGGCCUCAUCUUUUAGCCGGGCAUCCUGUUCACCUGAGUCUUCGGUGAUUAGGGAAGCAAAGAAACGGCUUUCAGAGAGGUUGGCUUUGGUGGCAUCUAAUGAAACAGGUCAAGAACAAAUACAAAUGCCUGGGAGCUUGAGCACUUUGGGUGAGAUCCUUGCCAUUCCUGGGGUGAAGAAAGAAGAAGGUGGUGAUGGAGGGCUUACAGUUACGAAUAGCAGGUCAUGUGGAGGAGAAGAUGAAUUGAGGGCACAGGCAGCCUGCUUAUCCAUUGGUAGGACAAAAGUUGCAGAUGGGCAGUGCUCCCCCCAGACUUUAUCAAGGUCAAAAUCUGUCCCAGUCUCAUCUUCAGUUUAUGAAAGCAUUCGGUUGAGUGUCAAAGCUUCUGACUCUGAGAUUCAUAAACCUAUGGUUGCAAAGCCUAAGAACGGGAAAUCGUCUUUCAGGGCAAAAUUUUCAAGUUUUUUCUUCUCUAAGAGUAAGAAAGCAAGCAGAGAGAAACCUGUUCCUUCCCCCUCGGUGGGCUCUGAUGAUAUAUUCCAGACUGGUGAUGCUGAGACAAUCAUUGAUAAAAAUGAUGAUUCAUCAAAAUCAGUUCAUAAUAGAUCACUCAUGGAAUGUCCACCGGUAAAUUUAGAUGAAAAAUCUGCCUGUUCUGCCUCAGCAACGCCGGCCAGCAAUGGAUCCAAACAAGGCUCUUUCUCUUUUAAGGCUACUAUUUCUCAUGACGAACCAAGGACUUUUGAUAAUUUGAGUGAGAACCAGGACAAGUUCAGGUCCUCCAAAAAUUCAGAUACUAAGCAUGAUCAGCCCAGCCCCACUUCAGUUCUAGAUGCUCCUCUUGAAGAUGAUGCCAAUGAUGAUGUGCUCCAGACAUCUGAUAGUGCCAAUGCUGGACAACAAUUGUCUAGGUCUCCAGCAAUUGAGUCGGUCACCCGUUCAUUAUCAUGGGAUGACGUCCACCAGAAAACAUCAUCACCAAAUUCCUCAAAACUGUAUAGGGCUUUGUCCAAGGCAGAUGUCGAAGGACAAGAACUAGUUAUGUUUGUCCAGAAGUUAUUGUCAUCUGCUGGCCUAGAUAGUGAAAAGUCUGACAUGGUUUUUUCUAGAUGGUAUUCGGUGGACAGCCCCUUAAAUCCUAUAUUGCUUGAUAAGUUCUUGGAUCAGAAAGAGGAAGAGGCUAAGUCCAGGGAGAGGAGAUCAAAUCAGAGGCUCUUGUUCGACUGGGUGAAUGCAGCAUUGUUAGAAAUUGGUCAGGCCACCUUACUGAAUGCAUACCCAUGGAAGGGUCCUUACCAUCAUCCCCAGAAGGAUACUUCACCUGAUACUCCAUAUGGCGUUGAAGUAUGGGGUCUCAUUAGGAAUUGGUUUUCAGGUGAGAGGAAGCUGGUGACAGGUGACGACAACAGCAUUCUUGUGGUGGACGGAGUUUUGAGGAGGGAGGUAGAAGGAAGAGGAUGGGCUGAAUCAAUGAAGUCAGAAAUAGAUGAAAUUAGUACAGAGAUUGGUAGGGAGAUUUUGGAGGAUUUGGUCAGAGAGGCUUUGCCAGACUUUACUGGUACAUAUUUGUAAUGAGGUGCCUAGCUAGUUUCAUUGCUUCUCUUUUAACGUUUUUCUUUCCUUAUGGCCUCUGUUAAUUACUGUCCUUGUUUUCACUGUAGAAAUGAAGGCCAUUGCAUUGUUUAAAUAUCUAUAUUCCCACAAGCGAUAAUGUUUUAUUAUUCUCUAGUGUUUGAUGAUUGUUCAUACAGCUGUUGGCAAAUGGUAAUGCUUUCCCCUCCA
This is a messenger RNA of Phoenix dactylifera (date palm), 4148 nucleotides long. The record is from RefSeq and is a predicted model, not a curated record. Lineage: Eukaryota; Viridiplantae; Streptophyta; Magnoliopsida; Arecales; Arecaceae.